Ilex paraguariensis (yerba mate) is the source of this 1821-nucleotide messenger RNA. The record is from the annotation of a GenBank genome assembly. NCBI's taxonomy places the organism in Eukaryota, Viridiplantae, Streptophyta, Magnoliopsida, Aquifoliales, Aquifoliaceae.
AUGCGUUCAACAACAUACGGAUCUGCGCUGUCACAAACAACUGCACGCUUCAAGGACCGUCUUAUAAGCCGAUCAGAGGAUGCUGAUGAGCUCAUAGAGCUCCGGAAACAAAGUGAGAACGAAAUGAAACGUUGCCUCACCUGGUGGGACCUUAUCUGGUUUGGGUUUGGCUCUGUCAUUGGAGCCGGCAUCUUUGUGCUCACUGGCCAAGAGGCCCAUGAUCAUGCCGGACCGGCCAUUGUCUUAUCAUAUGUCGCAUCAGGUGUCUCAGCAAUGCUUUCAGUUUUCUGCUACACGGAAUUUGCAGUAGAAAUUCCGGUCGCCGGAGGUUCUUUCGCUUACUUGAGAGUAGAAUUAGGAGACUUUGCAGCAUUUAUAGCAGCAGGGAAUAUACUGCUUGAAUCCAUUGUGGGAACUGCAGCUGCUGCUAGAUCAUGGACUUCUUAUUUCACGACUCUUUUGAAUCGACACCCGAACUCAUUACGUAUACAUACAAAUCUCACAAAUGGGUUCAACCUCCUUGACCCUAUUGCUGUUGUAGUUCUGGCAAUUGCAGCCACCCUAGCCAUGAUCAGCACAAGGAAAACUUCAUACUUCAACUGGAUUGCAUCUGCUAUAAACACCAUAGUAAUUUUCUUUGUGAUAAUUGCAAGGUUUGCUCAUGCUGAUACGUCUAAUUUGCAACCCUUUAUGCCUCAUGGUGCUGAAGGGGUCUUCCAAGCAGCAGCAAUUGUGUAUUUUGCUUAUGGAGUAUUUGACAAUAUUGCGACAAUGGCAGAGGAAACAAAAAAACCAUCAAGAGAUAUUCCACUCGGGUUGCUUGGAUCAAUGUCAAGGAUCACUGUGAUAUACUGUUUGAUGGCACUUGCUCUGAGUAUGCUGCAGAAAUACACCGAUAUAGACACAAGUGCAGCAUACUCUGUUGUAUUUCAGAGUGUAGAGAUGAAGUGGGCUAAGUACCUGGUUGCUCUUGGAGCCCUCAAAGGGAUGACCACUGUUCUGUUAGUAGGAGCACUAGGGCAGGCACGCUAUACUACUCAUAUUGCGCGAGCCCACAUGAUUCCACCGUGGUUUGCUCUCGUCCACCCAAAGACAGGAACCCCUAUUAAUGCCACUCUCUUAAUUACCAUUUCAAGUGCCAUUAUUGCAUUCUUUUCAAGCUUGAAUCAGUUGACAAGUUUGUUAUCAGUCAGCACACUCUUUAUAUUCAUGAUGAUGGCAGUGGCACUUCUUGUGAGGAGAUACUAUGAACGAGGAAUAACUCCUCGAGCAAACCUCUUGAAGCUAGUUGCCUUCUUGCUGAUCAUUAUUGCUUCCUCCAUGGGGACUUCAGCAUUUUGGGGAUUGAACCCCAAAGGUUGGAUUGGUUACACCAUCACCGUUCCUCUGUGGUUCUUGGGGACCUUGGGGAUUGCAAUUUCUCUGCCACAGCAACGAACACCAAAAUUCUGGGGAGUUCCACUUAUUCCGUGGUUGCCAUCCUUGUCAAUUGCAACAAAUUUGUUUCUCAUGGGAUCAUUGGGAUCUCAAGCUUUUAUAAGGUUCGGCGUCUGCACAUUUGUAAUGCUGCAACGAACACCAAAAGUCUGGGGAGUUCCACUUAUUCUGUGGUUGCCAUCCUUGUCAAUUGCAACAAAUUUGUUUCUCAUGGGAUCAUUGGGAUCUCAGGCUUUUAUAAGGUUCGGCGUCUGCACAUUUGUAAUGCUGGUGUACUAUGUUCUUUUUGGUCUCCAUGCAACAUAUGACAUGGCCCAUCAGCAACACAAGCUAGAAUCACAAAAAAAUCUUCAAGAAGUAGACAUGGAAAAAGCAGGGCCAUAA